ACUAGAAUAAGCCUUUUCCAAGGUGCCUUAUCCGAUUCAGGGGUACGGAUCUCGUCGGCUUUCUAAAUACUUCGAUCGGUUGUAACACAACAGCUCGGCCUACGAGCUACUUGUCGUCAUAGCGAGCUCGUCAUACUAUUUUUUGACAUGGGAUUGGACGAUGAGAUCUUGGCGGACUUGCAAAAUGCUCUCGAUAUUGGUAAUUACGACCAGGUUACAGAAGCCUUCCAAACUAAGCAGUUGACCUCUCGGUCUGCCAUACCUCUUCUAUACCAUGCUAUUGCAAAGAGCCAUGCGCAGGAUGUCGCCUUUUUGCUGCGGCAAGGUGUGCGCCCUAUGAUAUUUCAAACCAACCCUCUCGCAAAAUGUCGCUCCAUCGAGAUCUUCGAGAUAUUGGAGCAGGCUGGUUGGCCAAUUAAGACGAAGGGUCAUCUCAUACUCACUCGAGUCCUCGAAAGCAAAGAGGUUGUAAGUUGGCUACUUGACCAUGGAGCACGACUCGAAUUUCCUCAGAGCGAGCUACGCACAGACCUUAAAAAGGGAGAGCGGGACGACACCCUUGCGGUUCUUAACGAAGCGGCAGCGCAGGGGAAUAUGGACAUGUUCGACUAUUUCGUCUCCCGAGGGGCAGACCCUUCGCGAUGCUUGGCGCUGCACUACACGGCCUUCUACAAACCCCAGAACCCCGCCCAAGUCGACUUUAAUAUCGCGCACCUCCUGCAGAAUUAUAAGUACGAUGUUAAUGGCGACGACACCUGCGACGGGUUGGUGAAAUUGAGCGAUUUUACGUACACCGGUCGAGAAGGUCCACCUUUGCGGUGGGCUAUCUAUCAUCAUAACCUACCGGCAGUCGAGUCGCUCCUCCGUCACGGUGCCGACGCGUCUGCUGCGUUAUUAAUUGCCAUAGAAAGGGAUGACUUGAACGCGCUCAAAUUGUUGCUCGGAGCUGAUGGCGACGCCACCGACGCAUGCAGGAUUGCCGCCACUAGAUCGAAAUUCGAUGCGGCUCUCGUCUGCCUAGAACAGGGCGCAGAUCCUAAUCCAGCUCUCGUACGAGAUGCGGAGCUAGCUAGAGAAGAGAGCACAUACAAGCCAAUGAGCAAUGCCAUGAAAGUGUUGCUUGCGGACACUAAGUACACCAAGUGAGCUGGUGAUCUUUUCGGUUGAAGCGCAAUCUCCUGUACCGAAAAGUAACGAAUAAGAGAUUCUUUGAAUGAGGAUGUCGUGUUCAAAUGUCUCU
Molecule: messenger RNA, 1240 nt
Organism: Hypoxylon trugodes
Lineage: Eukaryota; Fungi; Ascomycota; Sordariomycetes; Xylariales; Hypoxylaceae
Exons: 2
Coding region: 148-1146 (332 amino acids)
Source: RefSeq, a predicted model, not a curated record